AUGUCUGCCUCCCGCUCAAACAUCACUGUGCCCACGUCCGCUGCCCCGGGCAAGACCUCGGAGGUCGAUGUCCUGAUCGUUGGAGCCGGUCCUGCCGGACUCAUGGCAGCGACCUGGUUCGCGCGAUGUGGGAUCAAAGCCAGAAUCGUGGACAAGCGGGGGACGAAGAUCUACAACGGCCAGGCCGAUGGUCUCCAGUGCAGAACCCUGGAGAUCUUCGAUUCGUUUGGCUUUGCGGACCGUGCUUGGAAGGAGUCCAACCACAUGAUUGAGAUCUGCUUGUGGAAUCCCAACUCAGAGGGCGUCCUUCGGAGGUCAGACCGCAUCCCAGAUACCAUCCCGGGUCUCUCCCGGUUCCAGCAGGUCGUGCUUCACCAAGGACGUAUCGAACGCUUCUUCCUGGACUCCCUCAAGGAGCACAGCGAUAUCCGUAUUGAGCGCGGGGUAAUGCCUGAGAAGUUGACCUUCAAUGAGGAGGACGCCGAGAAGGAGGACGCCUACCCGAUUGAGGUCGUCUUGCAGCACCUGUCGGAUGAGGAGAUGAACCCUGAGCAAAGCAAAUCAACGGCGGGAGCAGCCGUCUCGGACGGUCUCUUCCGAAGCAACUUGGCCCCCGAUGACACCGAGGAGCUUCUGCAACAGGCUGCGGCCAAGGGCCGGACAAGCUCGAGAGAGACUGUGAGGGCCAAGUACAUGAUUGGUUGCGACGGUGCACACUCUUGGACAAGGAAGCAACUUGGAUUCGCACUGGAAGGCGAGCAGACUGACUACAUCUGGGGUGUCCUGGACAUUAUCCCAAUCACAGACUUCCCCGAUAUCCGCGUAAGAUGCGCCAUUCAUUCUGCCAACUCGGGUUCCAUCAUGGUUAUCCCCCGUGAGAACAAACUGGUCCGUCUGUAUAUUCAGAUGACAACUACUGAGAAAGGAGGAGCCACCGUUAACAGAUCAAACAUUACACCGGACAUGAUCCUGAAGGCCGCUAACAAGACACUCGCGCCAUACACCUUGAGUUACGAGUACUGUGACUGGUGGACUGCCUACCAGAUCGGUCAACGAGUAGGAUCCAACUUCUCCAAGAACGAGCGAAUCUUCCUGGCUGGUGACGCCGUCCACACCCACUCCCCCAAGGCCGGUCAGGGCAUGAACGUCAGUAUGCAGGAUACAUACAACCUGUGCUGGAAGAUCUCCAAUGUCCUCAACGGAGUCGCCGAGCGAUCCAUCCUCAAGACCUACCAGUCGGAAAGACGGAGGAUCGCACAAGAUCUGAUCGCGUUCGACCACCGAUUCUCCCGCCUCUUCUCGGGUCGUCCUGCGAAGGAUGUCAUGGACGAGACCGGAAUCAGCAUGGAGGAGUUCAAGAAUGCCUUCGAGAAGGGUAACCUGUUUGCCAGCGGUGUGGCUGUCGACUACGGUUCCAGUCUCAUCGUUGCCAAGCCCGGAAGCUCGGCCGAGCAGGGCGACGGGACCGACGUUGAACAGAAGUCUGACAAGCUCCGCGUCAUUGGCAAGCAAGAGCUUGCCUCCAACAUCAAGCUCGGUAUGCGCAUGCCCAGCUUCAAGGUGCUCAACCAGUCGGAUGCGCGCCCAUGGCACUUCCAGGAAGUCCUCCGCAGCAACGGAAAAUGGAGAAUCGUGAUCUUUGCCGGCGACCUCUCCAAGAAGGAGCAGAUGGAUCGCUACAAGAAGCUGGGCGAGGCACUCGCGGCGCCGACGUCGUUCCUCCACCGCUUCACGCCCGCAGGAAAGCCCAUCGACUCGGUCAUCGAGAUCCUGACGAUCCACAGCGGGCCGCGCACCGAGAUCGAGCUGCACGACUUCCCAGAGAUCUUCCGGCCGUGGAGCAAGCGGGAGGGCUGGGAUUACUGGAAGAUCUAUGUCGAUGCGCCGUCGUACCACGAGGGCUUCGGCGAGGCCUACAAGAACUAUGGCGUGGAUGCGGCGAAGGGGUGCGCGGUGAUCCUGCGGCCGGACCAGUACGUAUCGUGGCUGGGCAACCUGGAGGACGUGCAGGAGAUGGACCACUUCUUCUCUGGGUUCAUGAAAGUCCGCAAUUAG
This is a messenger RNA of Amorphotheca resinae ATCC 22711, 2055 nucleotides long. RefSeq lists its product as hypothetical. Lineage: Eukaryota; Fungi; Ascomycota; Leotiomycetes; Helotiales; Amorphothecaceae. The record is from RefSeq and is a predicted model, not a curated record. Gene Ontology annotation, molecular function: FAD binding. The coding region runs from base 1 to 2055 and encodes 684 amino acids. The transcript has 5 exons.